AUGCGUUUUCUCACAAUUGCCGUCGCCGCUGCCGCCGUCGCCCAGGCUCACAGCGUGGCCAGCGCCCCCCGGUCGUGGAGCAACGCGACCGUCGGCGGCGAGGUCGACCCCCGCUCCUUCUCCCUUGGCAGGCGCGACACCAUCAUCUGUCCCGUUUCUGGCUGGUUCAUUUGUUCGACCGACGUUAGCUUCUGUGCCCCGCCGGGAGCGACCUGUUGUCCUGGCACCGGCAAAUCUUGUGCAGCUGGCACUUACUGUGUCACGCAGUCAGAUGGUACAGCUGGAUGCUGCGACAAUGGGAAAGACUGCUCCGGAUCCAAUGGCUGCGAGGCUGGAUACGUACCGUGCGCCGCCGACGCAACCAAAUGUGCCCUUCCUGGGGCCGAAUGCUGCGCGGGAUUCACCAUAACGUGUACCGCGGGCUCGCACUGUUGUACGACCGACCCCACCGGCUGCUGUGAUGACAGUAACGCCACGGGAACUGGAGCUGCGGCCGCAUCCGCAUCUGCGGCUCUUGCCUCGGCGUCCGCGGCUGGUGCCUCUGCGGCCGUCGCCUCUGCCGCCGCAGUUCAACCUACGACUGCCACCCAAGUUGCCGGUGGAAGUUCGGGAACCACGCAAGCAGCUGUCGCCGGCGGUGGUUCCACCGCUGCAGCGGUUGGCACUACGGCUGCGGCAGCGGCAGCUGCUGGAACCUCGGCUGCGAAGAGCGACGCCUUGCGCGUAGGCGUCCCGACUGCGGGUAUCCUCGGCUGCGUUGUCGUCCUCGUCCUCUCGGCCCUCUAG
Molecule: messenger RNA, 786 nt
Organism: Apiotrichum porosum
Lineage: Eukaryota; Fungi; Basidiomycota; Tremellomycetes; Trichosporonales; Trichosporonaceae
Exons: 5
Coding region: 1-786 (261 amino acids)
Source: RefSeq, a predicted model, not a curated record